CGUAAUGGAGAGUCUCUCUCUCUCCUACUUCUCUCUCUAAACUUUCUCUCUCUAAACUUUCUCGCUCUCUGAACUCUCCCCCUUUAUCUCUUCCUUUUUCUGAUCCCUGUGUAGAACACGUGCAUUUAAAUACAGUCUCCCUCUUUCUCUCUCUUCCCUUCUGGCUCUCUCUCUCUUCUCUUCUGGGGAUAACACACCCAAGUGUAUUCAAGCAUCUCGACCAUCACGCAUUUCUUACACCUUCUCUUUCUCUCUCUAAAAGAGCGGAGCAUAUUCAAGCAACCUUCAUCCCCCACGCAAUACAAGUUUUAUGCAAACCGUUCUCUUUCCAGAAUCAAACCACCCAUUCCUCAAGCAUUCGUAUCUCUUUCUCUCUCUAGGGUGCCAAGCAAAACAGGGAGAAGAAAGCAGGAAAAAGGGGAGAGAGAGAGAAGGCAAAAGGGGGAAACGUAUUUCUCGUGACAAAGAGCUAGAAGAAGCGAGGAAGGGAAGAGGCGGUACCGGUGAAAAGAGAGAGAGAGAGAGAUAGGUGUUAGAGUUAUGACCAGCGGUGGCGGAGGUGGUGGCGGUGGAGGCGGCGGCGGUGUUGGUGGAAGGCUUCCCACUUGGAAAGAGAGAGAGAAUAAUAAGAGGAGAGAGAGGAGGAGGAGAGCUAUAGCAGCUAAGAUAUAUGCAGGGCUGAGAGCUUCGGGGAACUAUAAGCUUCCCAAGCACUGUGAUAAUAAUGAAGUUCUUAAGGCCCUUUGCAGAGAGGCUGGGUGGACUGUGGAAGAGGAUGGCACAACUUACAGAAAGGGGUACAAGCCACCACCUCCUAUGGACACAGGAGCAGCCUCCACAACUAUAACCCCCUCCUCCUCCUACCACCCCAGCCCCCAAUCCUCCUCCUUCCCCUCCCCUUCUCACCCCUCCUCCCACUAUGACUCCUCUCUCCACCCUCACUUUCUCUCUCUACCCCCUCUCCGAAUUUCCAACAGUGCUCCUGUCACCCCACCUCUCACUUCCCCUAAACCCCACCACCCUCACCACCCCAAUGCCUCUUUCUUUGCUUCCGCACCUUCAAGCCCAACUCGCCGAACCUCUUUCUAUCCCAUCCCCGAAUGCCUGGACGAGUCUUUCUCAGAUGCCUCAACCCCUCGCCCUUUCCCCCCAUCUCCCACUUUCACCCUUGUUUGCCCCUCCGCCCCUUCGAGAAUUCUCUCUCACGCUGGCAUUCUCUCUCCUAAUGGGUUUCUCUCACCUAAUGGAAUGUUCUCUCCCAAUGGGAUUCUCUCACCGAAUGGGUUACUCUCUCCAAAUGGAAUGCUCUCUCCUAAUGGGAUUCUCUCUCCUCCAAAUGGGGUUCUCUCUCCUAAUGGCAUGCUCUCCCCUCCUGUUGUUCCAAGGAAAGAGAAUGAUGGGGAGUUCGAGUUUGAGUGUGUUAAGGUGAAGCCAUGGGAGGGGGAGCGGAUCCAUGAAGAGUGUGCAGAGAUGAUUGGGGGAGAGGACUUGGAGCUGAGACUGGGAACCAGCUCUGCAAAUUAAGAGAGAGAGAGAGGCAUUCAGGAGAGAGAAACUUCAGAUGCUUGGAAGGAAGUGAGUCUUUCAGAGGUAGAAAGAGAGAGAGAGUUCAGGUUGGCUCUAACUCGAGGAGCUCUGUUUUUAUUCUGUGGUAGGACUGUUGAUUCUUUCUUCUGUCUCUUUUUUCUUUUGAUUAGAAGAAGCCUUUCUAGAUAUUGAAAUCAGGGGAAGUUUUCCAGCCAGAGUUGGCCAUGGCCAUUGCUCGAUAUUGAAUUCAGGGAAAGCUUUUCAGCCAGAGUAGGGCAUGGCCAUUGCUCUUGGGGCAGGAUGGUUUCUUGUUUCUCUCUACAGUUGUAAAUUAUUCUAGGACCCACCCAGGGUGUCAACCUUGUGUAUCACUUUCACCCUUGCUGAGGUCAGGGAUUUUCUUUUUUCUUUCUCUUUCUCUGUCUAGGUGCAUUCUUCCUGAUUGUUAUCACAUGAUAAUUGUAAUUGUUCAUCUGUUAAAGUGACAAUGGAGGACUUUUGAAUCUCAUGAAGUGGCUCAAAUUGACCGAUUGUUUCA
Amborella trichopoda is the source of this 2065-nucleotide messenger RNA. RefSeq names its product protein BZR1 homolog 1. The record is from RefSeq and is a predicted model, not a curated record. Lineage: Eukaryota; Viridiplantae; Streptophyta; Magnoliopsida; Amborellales; Amborellaceae. Gene Ontology annotation, biological process: brassinosteroid mediated signaling pathway; DNA-templated transcription. Gene Ontology annotation, molecular function: DNA-binding transcription factor activity.